Leucoraja erinaceus (little skate) is the source of this 564-nucleotide messenger RNA. It is a transcript of the gene micos13, whose product is annotated as mitochondrial contact site and cristae organizing system subunit 13. Gene Ontology annotation, biological process: cristae formation. Bases 129 to 473 code for a protein of 114 amino acids. NCBI's taxonomy places the organism in Eukaryota, Metazoa, Chordata, Chondrichthyes, Rajiformes, Rajidae. Gene Ontology annotation, cellular component: mitochondrial crista junction; MICOS complex. The record is from RefSeq and is a predicted model, not a curated record. The transcript is spliced from 4 exons.
UGGCAGUUGCUCACGCGCUCGCUGUCUGCGGAUGACGCGCCGCGGUCAGGGGUGAAAGUUGAGCGGGUGAGGUGGGCCCGGGGGCCGCUGGGAGUUGUAGUCUCUGCUCCCCCCUCAAGUGCCUGCAGAUGGCGUCGCGGGCGCUGGCCGCCGUCAGGGUCGUUACAAAGACUGGGAUAAUUGGAGGCAGUGUGUACCUUGCCUACGACCAGGGUUUGUUGGGCGAUGGUGAGCAGAGUUGCAAAGUGCUGAACAAGGCGUCGGUAGCAGUGCCAGAGGCUCUCGACCAGUGGUCCAAGUACUUUGAAGUGGAGCUGCCAGAACUUCCCAAACCAGAUGUCCCCGUCGCUGAAUACUGGAAUUCAGGAAUUGAGAGUAUUGUAUCUUUCUUGUCGAAUGCACCGACAAAACUCAACGAAUAUACGGAGACGGGAUGGCAGUACAUCAAGAAGAUGACUAGCAGCACCGAGUGAAAAGCACCAUCAUUAACCACAUAUUAUGUUCAUGACUUGAAUGUAACAACAUGUAAAUAUUAUAUGAUGGUAAUAAAGUUUAUUUAACUGA